AUGUUCUGGCGUUUUGGGGGAUAUGCAAGUAUCUCCACCAUCGAUACACUUCUUGACAAGCCUGAUGUCACCCUCGAAGACCUCCUGGAUGAGCCGGAGAUCAUCCAGGAUCUAAAACAGCAUAAUACGAAACUCAUAGAAUUCCUGCGCGAGGAUCAUGUCUUGAAACGGCUUAUGGACUACGUGACUGCACCGAGUUUGGUGAAUGACGAUGACGACGACGAUGAAGAAGAUACCAAUGAAAAGAAAGAUGCCGCAGUGACUGGCACAACAGAGCAAAGUGCUACUGACGACAAGAAUGAAAAGGAAGAAAAAGAGGAGGAUCCUUUAAAGAGUGUCCUAGACCCAGAGGAUCUCGAAAGGGUUGAGAAACAACGCAUAAAGCAUGCCUAUAUAGCCUGCGAAAUCCUCUCAUCUGAGACAUGGACAAUUCUCGAGACUAUCAUGGAAAACCCCAAUUAUCUUCGCGACUUCUGGGGUUUCCUGCGGCGACCGGCCCCUCUCGACUCCCUGCAAGCAAGCUACUUCACUAAAGUGAACGAGACCCUGCUUGAUAAGAAAACAGAGGACAUGCUGGAUUUCCUCAAAUCGCUCGAUGGGAUUGUUCCCGCGCUAUUGCAGCAUGUAGAUAACCCCAUGGUUAUGGAUCUCCUGCUGAAGAUAAUCAGCCUUGAGAAGGUAGAAGGAGGUCAGGGUACUGUGGACUGGCUCCAUACUCAGCGGUUGAUCCCGACUCUACUUUCCUUCCUAUCGCCAAAUCAACCUGCUUCAGUUCAAACCUCCGCAGGUGAUUUCUUGAAGGCGAUUAUCACCAUCUCCGCAAAUGCGACCCCGAACGACCAAUCGUGCAUUGGCCCCAACAGUUUAACACGUCAACUAGUUUCGGCUGAGUGUGUGCAGCAACUUGUUGAUGCCAUGCUUAAAGGUGGCAACCCAUUGACUGUCGGUGUGGGCAUCGUGAUCGAGGUCAUUCGUAAAAACAAUUCCGACUACGACCCAGAGCAUCUAGGUGGUGGUGAAUCAAUGCCCACCCCCUAUGACCCAAUUUACCUCGGAAACCUUCUUCGCUUGUUUGCCAAACAUAUUCCUCAGUUUAUGGCUUUAAUCCAAAGUUCGAAGCACGCUGUUUACGAUGGAAAGCAAUUAAAGAUUGUUGAACGCGGCAGCUUGAGUUCUGCAUGGGGUGGCAAGAUUGAACCACUUGGUUUCGAUCGUUUCAAGACAUGCGAACUGAUGGCUGAGUUACUGCACUGCAGUAAUAUGGGACUUUUGAACGAGCCUGGUAGUGACGAGUAUGUCCAGCACCGGAAUGAAGAACGCGAACGAUUGAUCAGUGAGGGAUUCUUCAGUCCGCAUCGAGAUGAUAACUCCGGAAUGGAAUAUAAUGACACUACAGCGGACUUCACAAAUGGUUCUGCUCUAGGCUCGGGUUCACCAGAAGAUAUCAAGGGUAUGCACAUGCCUCGUGCAGGUGAAGAGGAAGGAUUUGAGGAUGUCGGUGCUUCGGGUGUUCUCGUCAAUGAAAAAGAGACCGGUCCGGACACUGAUCUGGAAGCUAUUUCUGAACAGCCCGCUUCUUCACAAGGGGCAUCACACAUUGAAACAGUCUCAACCGCGUCUCCCCAAAAUACCCCCACCUCCUCUGAGGCUCCAUCAUCUGCCACUGGCCUUGCCGAUCAAAUCGGUGACAUCCAUCUGAGUGCUGAGCAGCAGAAAACUAUCGCAAAAGAAAAUGAGGAACCACUGGUUGCCGCUGAGUCUGAAGAUAUUCCCCCUCCCCUCUUCACAGCGAAGGACCAAGCACCCGAAGCCAGUCCGUCGAAUGACCAGGCAGAGGGAUCUGCUACCAAUCCCGAAAUUCCUCAGGAGACAAGCCAUAAUGACGGUGGCGGCGAGGAUCCUGCAGAGCAGUACAUACAGUAUGACACAGAUGGACAACCUGUUGUAGGAGACUAUCUGAAAAUAAUGUUUGUCGAGAAUAAGGUAGUCCCAACUAUCUUGGGUUUCUUCUUCCGCUUCCCGUGGAACAACUUCCUUCACAAUGUCGUGUACGAUGUUGUUCAACAAGUUUUCAACGGCCCCAUGGAGCGCGGCUACAACCGAGCCCUUGCGGUCAAUGUUUUCGAAAAUGGCCAGAUCACCAAUGCCAUUAUUGAAGGCCAAAAGCGAAGCGACGAGGUUCAGAAGACCAAGCAGAUUCGUCUCGGCUACAUGGGCCACCUGACUCUCGUGGCUGAGGAAGUAGUCAAGUUCAGCGAACGUCAUCCACCGGAGUUACUUUCGCGCUCUGUCAUGGAGUCCGUACUCAAUCCCGAGUGGAUCGAUUAUGUCGAACAGACGCUGUCUGAGACACGGGAGCGGGACAACGCCAUUCUAGGUGGAGUUCGCCCUGAUAUGUCCGUUGGGUCUCGCCAGACUGGCAUGAGCUCUGGUCAGGGAUUCAGCAGUUCAAAUGCUCUCGCUGAAGCGGGUCUGAACGGCGGCAUUGGUGGAUCUACCUUCCAAGGCUUUGAUAUCAACCAAGGAAGUGUUUCCGGCGGAAACUUUGGAGGUGGCGGUACCUCUCUCUUGAGUGGAUUUGCCAGCUCAAGCGACGAUGACGAAGAUGAGGAAAUGGAGGACCAGGAUGACAGAGAUGCCACUCAUGUGGAUCAAGGCGAAUCCGAGAAUGUAUCAACAAGCUCUACAAGUCAGCCAAUCCCUAUUCUGCCUCCUCCUCCAGCUCCAUUGAGUACCGGGCCUUCCCGAGCUCGACGCCAGCUAGCGGCACGAUUGGCAGCCCAAAAGCAGUUAGCAGCUGAAAAUGCAGGGGGGGAAGCGGAUGGAGACAAACCACACGAGGCCGAAAGCGGGGACUCGCAGUGGCCUAGCAACCCGUUCGUCAUUGCCGGCAUUGACGACGACGCAGACGGUAGCAACUCUGCAUUCCCGAACACCGACUUUGGGUCUCAUGUAGACGACUCUUUUGUUCCCGGCUUCCAGGAGGCUGGUUUCAGUCCGCCUGACUCCUUUUCCAACUCCUCGGAUGAAGAUGGCGAUGGACAGAAUGAGUCUAUGCGGCGACGUGUCCGCGUACCUCUUGAGGUGGAGGACGAAGAUGAUGAUAUGGGUGAAAUGGUGGGACCCAGCGCGCCUGGUAUGAUUGAUUCGGACGAAGAAGAAGAUGCUAUCAUCAACGAAUCUUUGGGCUACUCUAAUCUUACGGCUCCUAGUCGAUUCACUGGGUUCCGUCGCCCACGAGCUGUAAGCUCCCAUUUCGACGAUGACCAAAACAACAGCAGCGAUGGUGAAGAUGAUGGUCUGGUAGAGAUUCUCGUUCCAGGCCGAAAAUCCUCUACCUCGAAUUAA
Penicillium angulare is the source of this 3348-nucleotide messenger RNA. Its product is annotated as SAPS family protein. Lineage: Eukaryota; Fungi; Ascomycota; Eurotiomycetes; Eurotiales; Aspergillaceae. Bases 1 to 3348 code for a protein of 1115 amino acids. The record is from RefSeq and is a predicted model, not a curated record. The transcript is spliced from 3 exons. Gene Ontology annotation, molecular function: protein phosphatase regulator activity; protein phosphatase binding. Gene Ontology annotation, cellular component: cytosol; nucleus.